AUGACCAAGUGCUUCGGUCUCCUUGUGCUAGCGCUCAUCGUGUUUGCUGGCAGCAACGCCCAUUCGACUCUAGCAGCUGGAAUUGCGACCGAGCUGCUGACGCCGAGCCGAGCGUCCAACCCUCUAGCUGAAACGAAGAGCAAGCGCAGCGAUCCGGACCGCGACGUGCCGAUCGAUGCCGCUGAUGAAGAUAGGACUAUGGCAUCGUUCAAACCAGUCAUGGGAAAGGUUGCUAACGCUCGGCAAGUGAGCUUCAGUACAUCACCGGUCAGCUUAGAGGCUAAGGCAAUAGCGCGCCUUAGGGUGAAGCCGCAACGCAGCAUGAAGAAACGUCUCGAGAACGAGUCGAUUGGGAAGAUCUACCAGGUAAUCAGUAAUCGGGAACGCGCAACCAAGCAAUUGCAGGACGCAGUGGCGAAGCUCCUCAGGGAAAAGGGUAAGUCCACUGAUUCCAAAAAUGAGCACGUGAUUCGCGCGGCCGGUCAAGUAGAGACAGCAGAGGCACAGCUGAAAAAGGCAGCGGCUGAAUUUGAGUUGUACGCAUCAAAGCACAUGUUGCGACGUCACAUGUAA
Molecule: messenger RNA, 573 nt
Organism: Hyaloperonospora brassicae
Lineage: Eukaryota; Oomycota; Peronosporomycetes; Peronosporales; Peronosporaceae
Source: the annotation of a GenBank genome assembly